Cyprinodon tularosa is the source of this 1654-nucleotide messenger RNA. RefSeq names its product chromobox homolog 7a (gene cbx7a). The record is from RefSeq and is a predicted model, not a curated record. Lineage: Eukaryota; Metazoa; Chordata; Actinopteri; Cyprinodontiformes; Cyprinodontidae. Gene Ontology annotation, biological process: negative regulation of transcription by RNA polymerase II. The coding region runs from base 271 to 1344 and encodes 357 amino acids. The transcript is spliced from 6 exons. Gene Ontology annotation, cellular component: PRC1 complex.
GUCCAGCGUCGAUGUGUCGCAGAUUUUAAAAACUGAGGCAGGAGAGCAGCUGGAGUUUCUGCACGAGAGGAGGCGCAUCAAGCUUAGCGGAAAAAAACUGGCACAGUCGGUGGGGCAAGCGUGGAAAAACACACUUGACGAGCCGUAUGCUUUUUUUUCCUCUUUUAAAUCAGUCCGUCCUUCUUUUCCACCCGAAUUGUACUACUUGGCUCCCGCAGCUCGGGAAGUAAACAAGCAGAGAUCCAGUUGAGUCCUGUUUGGAGCGCUGCGAUGGAGCUGUCAUCUAUUGGAGAGCAUGUGUUCGCUGUGGAGUCAAUUACGAAGAAGAGAAUCAGAAAGGGUCAUGUGGAGUAUCUACUGAAAUGGCAGGGAUGGCCCCCAGAGAACAGCACUUGGGAACCAGAGGACAACAUUUUGGACCCUCUCUUGGUCAUGGCUUACGAAGAGAAUCAGGAGAAGCUCAGGUCUCUGAGCUUUCGAAAGAAAGGUCUCAGACCCAGAAAGCUGGUGCUGCGGAACAUCUUUGGUAUGGACCUCCGGAGCGCCCACAAGGAUGAUGAGAAGCCACCGCCCCGCCUGCGCCUGUCCCUCACCAGAUCCAUGAGCACGGACGUGGAGCAGGCGUGUCGGCGCCAAGCCAGGAGGAGGAGCAGACAAAGAAUGACCAAAGUCUACUCAAAACACUCAAAGUCCUUCCAUGGGCAAAAGAUGAAGUUGGGGCUGAUGGAGAAGGAUUGGGGCGGGACCAGUGAGGAGGAGAAGAAUGGAUGUGACAGCAACACUGAAGAAAGAUGUGGAGACAGCUUAUAUGGUCAGUCAGAGUGCAGCUCUACUCCGUUCCUGGAGGAGGAGGACAUGGACAUGGAGGAGGAGGAGAAGAAUGUUAGCCCAGAUCUGUGGCCCAAUGGAGUAAUCUUUGCUACCAUUCCAAAUCACACAAAUGCGCUGGAGCAAUCAAAAGACAACACCUUGGCAUCUGAGGCCAAACCAGAAGGUUUGGUUUCCCCGAGUGGCAGGUCACACUCGGCAGAGGCCAAAGGUGUGGAGGCCUGUUCAGAGCCUCCAAAGGAGGAGAAGAAGAAUGCAACCUCAGUGAUAGUGAGGUUCCAGGGGUUCGGCAAGACGGCGGGCGAAGCCGUCUCUGUCCCCCACGAAUCUGAGCUGAAGAAGAAUGAAGCGAGAAGCGACAAUCAGAGCGUCAUCGUUACAGCCUCCGAGCGUCCCAAAGGUCCAACCGAAGCGCCACGUCCGGGGAAGGUGAUUGUGACGAACGUGACGGUGAACUCUUUGACUGUGACUUUUAAGGAAGCAACCGGGGCAGAGGGUUUCUUCAACGGCUUCUAAACAACGAGAAUGAAAUGAGGAGAGGGAUCAACAUAACCCAUAGUUAGACUUGCCGCUCAUGGUGAAGUACAUAACGCAAGAUAAUAGUGUCUGUGAGGUCAUUCCACAUGAUUUUAAAUGAGUUCUGUAAGACAUCAUUGCCUUGGAAUAAAAGUUAGUGGUGAUUUUAUUAUUAUAGUGGCUCAUUUAUUAUGUGUGACAGGAAAUGAUGCACUGCAGUCCAGCAGAUUAGACCGAUCUUGGUGGCAGAGGUCAUCCCUAUAUUAGCUGGGUUUACCCCACAGCAGGAGAAGGCAGCCUAAAAGAAAAA